GUCAUAUUCCUUUUUGGUGGUUGACUUCCUAUCUUAUUUGUUCCACGUAAUAAUCCAUCAUUAAUCCUUAAAUCUCAAUUGAUCUACUGUUUUUGUAUAUCAGAACUAAAUUUAGCCUAAUAAUUUUAUCUAAGUAGUAGUCGUCUACAACUUUUAAUGCAUUUAACAAGAAUAUAGAACAUAGAGAUGUAUGAAGACAGAACAUAGGACUCACAAAGGCUGAUAGUAUACAUGCUCAUAUAAUUACUGUCAGCCAUUAAGAGAAUGAUAUGCAUGAAAACUUGUAAACAUUUUUAAAUUGACUUUCAUAGAAGUCAAUAGGACCACAUACCUCAUAUACCCUGUGCAAAGCUAAUGCAAAUUUACUAAAAACCACUUGCUCCACUUGCUGCAUAGUGCCUCCCUGUCAUAGUUUUUGUCUUCUGCGAAAUUUGUUGAAAAUUUCCUUUUGGUUCCUGCCAAUAUCCAAUACUUGACUACUUAUAUUUGACAAAGUCACUAAGACUUUGUAAGCACCAUUUCUUGCAUAUAUACAUACUACCAUUGUUUAUAUUCAGAAGUUUCACUAAAAAAAGUUUUUUUCUUACAAACAUUGUCUAUAUUUGGUCUUCAUUCAUAUGAGAUAUAUCAAACCAUAAUAUUGAGUUAGGAAAAAGAAUGUAUUUGGCUUUGGUGUGAAAAAGCAAACAGAGUCAACGAAACAAACAUGGACAGUUAGUGACGAAGAUGUUCACUACAAGUCGCCAAAUACGCCCAGAUCUGAACAAGAAUGGCAGAGGUAGUUUCUUCUGCUAUUGGAUUAUUGUAUCCACUGAUACAUGCAGAGGUGUCUUUAAUCUAUGGUCUGCGAGGUGAAGUAGCUGCUAUACAUGAUGAGCUGAGCAGCAUCAAAAUUUUACUUAAGAAUGCAGAAGAGAGAGCAGAUGAAGAUGACUCAGUGAAAGAGUGGGUGAGACAAGUAAGAAUGUUGGCUCAUGAAAUAGAAGAUGUCAUUGAAGAAUAUAAUCUAUUAUCAAAAGGAAAUGAAUUUUUUGGUAAGGUCAAGAAGAUCGUGCCACUUAACAAACGAACAAUUGCCAAAACCAUUGAGUCAUUGCGCAAAAAGGCAGUUGAUAUUGGUCAGAGGAAGACAAACUAUAGGUUCGAUAGUGUCAUCCAGCAAGCCGGACAUUUUUGUAACUUUGAAGGCAGUACACAUCAAUCAACAAUACUAUCCGUGGGUAUGAUUGAGGAAUCUGAAUUGGUGGGUGCUGAGACUGCCAAAGAAGAUUUAAUUGGUUUGCUAGGUUUGCAGGAGUUUGAGGAUUCAAGAAUCUCUACAAUAGCAGUGACUGGUAUGAGAGGCCUUGGAAAGACAACAGUUGUUGGUAGUGUUUAUAAUGAUGAACUGGUGAGAGACUACUUUCCCAUUCGUGCAUGGGUCCCUGUAUCCCGACCAUAUAACCAUGUUGGCAUACUAAGGAGCAUGUUAAAGCAGUUCUAUGAAUCCCCUAGUGAGAUUGAGCAAUUUGGGGAAAGCAGUUAUGACAGUGAUGCAAGCAACUCAACAAUUUACCCUAUUCUUGAAGGAAUUAACUCCAUGGAAGAAAGAUCCUUGCUGUGUCGAUUAAAAAAGUUUUUGUCAGAGAAGAGGUACUUGGUUGUUUUUGAUGACGUCCAAGAUGAAGAGUUGGCCACUUAUGUCAAAAUGGCAUUACCAUUCUAUGAUAAUAAAGCUAGCAAAAUACUAAUCACCACACGCUAUGAAAAUGUGGCCCGUACAUGGGCUGAAGGGUCUAACCAGGGUCUAUACAAACUCAAGCCCUUGCCAUCAGUGGAAGCAUGGAAGCUGUUUUGCAAGAGGGCAUUCAGAAACAAUCAAGGAAAUAGUUAUCCAUUUUUGGAUGGCCGAGCACAGGAGAUCGUCAAAAGAUGUCAAGGAAUGCCACUCAUUAUUUCGGAAAUGGGGCGCUUUCUAUCUACCAAGUUAGAUAACUUGGAAGUAUGGAAGAAGAAGAGUGAAAGCCCUGGGUUUUGCCUACGACAAGAUCAUCCAGGAAUUUACAAACACUUAAUCCGCAGCAGCUAUCAUGAUUUGCCUCAUUACCUGAAGCCUUGCCUUUUGUACUUUGGUCUAUUUCCAGAAGGUUGUCUCAUUGGGCAGGCGAGAAUCAUUCGAUUAUGGAUAGCAGAAGGUUUUAUCAUUGUUGAAGGAGGAAAUGGAGUAUCUGCCAACCUAACACCAGAAGAACUUGCAGAAAAGUACAUAAAACAACUUGUUGACAUGAAUUUGGUUAAAGAAUGCACUGAUGCUACUGGAAGAUCUAAAAACUUACAAGUCCCCAUAAUAUUGCAUGAGAUUAUCCUUUCCAAGAUAACAGAGUUGGGAUUUUGUCAAACUCUUUCAGAGAAGAAUAAUUCCACCAGUACUGAAGAAUUUGUAAAGCCUCGCCGCUUAUCCAUUCACAUGGACCAUAGCUUUCAUGAUGCAGAUCAUCAAGUCAUACAGAAUAUUACCAAAACCAAGUCCAGCAUUCGGUCUCUCCUUUAUGCAAAAAUGUAUGUACAGCCUGCGGUGUCAACAAAUUUAUUUUCGAAAAACUUUCUUCUAUUGAAAGUUCUCGACUUUAGUAAUGCUCUCAUAUAUAAUCUUCCUAACGAAGUGGGGGAGCUACUUAACUUGCAUUAUUUAUGCUUGAGAAAUACGCAAGUGAGUAGACUUCCAAGCUCCUUAGGUAAGCUUGAAUAUCUCCAAACAUUGGAUUUGAAACAUACAUUAAUUUCUGAGCUUCCUUCUGAUCUUAACAAACUCCGCAAGCUACGCCAUCUACUUACAUAUUCCUAUAAGUAUGAUCCUGCUUAUAGCCUCCACACCCAGAAAUUGACAGGAGUGAAAUUACCAGAAAAAGCUUUGGAGAAAUGUGGGGAAUUGCAGAAGCUAGCAUUUGUUGAUGUGGGGCAUAGAAGUAUGGUGGUCAAGGAGCUACGAAAUCUGAGGCAAUUGAGAAGACUAGGAAUCACGGAGCUCAAGUUUGAAGACGGGAAAGAUCUUUGUGCAGCAAUUGAAGAGAUGCAAUGCCUUCAGACAUUCAGUGUAUACUCGAAAAACUUGAGUGAAUUCAUUGAUCUAGAUCAUUUUCAAUCGCCUCAGUUGGCACUAAAAUGCCUCUACCUGAAUGGACCUUUGAAGUCUUGUUGCACUGGCUGGAUCUUAGAGCUUCAUAGUCUAGUGAAAAUCCGCCUGAGGUGGUCACGUUUAGAGGUUGACCCUCUUCCUCUUUUAGAAACAUUGCCAAAUCUAGUGGAACUUCAAAUGUUAGAAGCAUAUAAUGGUGACAACUUAAUAUUUGUAAAUGGAGGGUUCAAGAAGCUUAAGAUAUUGCAUCUUCUUGAUCUGCGUAAUCUUAAGUCCUUGUCUAUCUGCAAAGGUGCGCUGCCACUUCUUCAGCUAAUGGCUAUCGGUGAAAGCCCAAAACUUCAGGUGCCACUGGGAAUCAAGCAUCUCUCGAAGCUGGAAACACUCAAUUUAUUUAAUAUGCCACUUGAUUUUGCUGAUAGCCUUCAUCGCAACAGGAAGUAUCAUUUCAUAGUCAAGCAUGUGCCUAAUGUCUUACUUCAAAAGAGAGACGACCAAGGAAACUGGCAAACUUUCUCCCUCCAAUGAUCAAGUCAUGCAGAAGCAGAAUGCAGGCAGUCAAAGCUGAGUCGCUGAUAAAGGAUGCUUUCCCUUGGCAUAAGAACAGCGAGCUAGCAGCAACAUCAAUAACAUUGCCCAUUGUUAAUUGGUAUCAGUUAUAUAGUUCUGUUUAAACUUGAUCCAUCAGUAGUGUACCUCUGAAUUGUAAAUCUCAUUUGUUUUGAAUAUUAUUCUUCCUUGGAUUUCUUGUACCAGCAUUUGAAUCUUCUGAAACUUUGCCAACAGCAGAAUUUACCUCA
Chenopodium quinoa (quinoa) is the source of this 3915-nucleotide messenger RNA. RefSeq names its product disease resistance protein RPM1-like. The record is from RefSeq and is a predicted model, not a curated record. The transcript is spliced from 5 exons. Gene Ontology annotation, biological process: defense response to other organism. Bases 770 to 3643 code for a protein of 957 amino acids. NCBI's taxonomy places the organism in Eukaryota, Viridiplantae, Streptophyta, Magnoliopsida, Caryophyllales, Amaranthaceae. Gene Ontology annotation, molecular function: ADP binding.